Molecule: messenger RNA, 246 nt
Organism: Anisakis simplex (herring worm)
Lineage: Eukaryota; Metazoa; Nematoda; Chromadorea; Rhabditida; Anisakidae
Source: the annotation of a GenBank genome assembly
AUGAGUGGGACUGAGUUGGAAUGGCGUAAUGCGAACGCAUCCCAGGCUCACUAUGAGCAUAUGCAAGUGUUCUGUUUGCGUGGUGAAAGUGGUCAUUUGGGCAUUUGGAGGUAUGCGAAUCUUGUUGAAAGUAACGCAAAUUUGAAUGAGUUUGCAAAACGAAGACUACUCGAUGGUGAGUCUUAUAUACUUCCGAGUGAAGGUGUCCGCGCACUCAAACAAAAAUGUUUUAUUUGUGCAACCUAA